UUUGAACCACACACAAAAUGAACAAAAAGGUGUCUGUGUCUUCCCCCAACCGCGCGUCACGUGUCUCUAAGCGCUUCUCAUCACACUGUCCGAACAUAGCCGCCAGACAAAAACCCUUCUUCUUGAACUACUUUUCGUACAAUUAAGUCUUUGACACUUUUAGACCGUAACUUAACCACUUCUCGGUCUCAAUAUUAUGCUCUUCAAUUUCUAUGUUUGAGUUUGACUUAUCGAUUCGAUCUCAUCGCAGUCGCUUUAGUUCAUUUUUUUCUAAGCAAGAUGAGCCUUGGUACCAAAAGCUCAUCUUCCAGUGGGUUUGAGAAUACAUCGCCACCAGAGGAUUAUCUAAACAAGAUAAAGGAAGUGAGGACAUUACUAGGGCCAUUGACUGAGAAGUCAUCUGAGUAUUGUUCAGAUGAUGCCAUUACCCGUUAUUUAGCUGCACGUAACGGCCAUGUCAAGAAAGCAGCUAAAAUGCUUAAAGAAACCUUGAAAUGGAGGAUUCAGUACAAACCAGAGGAAAUUCGAUGGGAGGAGAUUGCACGAGAAGCUGAGACCGGUAAAAUAUACCGAUCUAAUUAUACCGACAAAUAUGGAAGACCAGUUUUGGUUAUGAGACCAAGUUGCCAGAAUACAAAAUCUCCUAAAGGGCAGAUUAGAUUCUUGGUAUACUGCAUGGAGAAUGCAAUCAUGAAUCUACCGGAUAACCAAGAACAAAUGGUUUGGCUAAUUGAUUUUCACGGUUUCAACAUGUCGCAUUUAUCCAUCAAAGUGUCUCGAGAAACCGCUCAUGUGUUACAAGAACAUUACCCUGAACGCUUAGGCUUGGCCAUACUAUACAACCCACCUAAGAUUUUUGAACCGUUUUGGAAGAUGGUGAAACCGUUUCUAGAGCCAAAGACUUGCAACAAGGUGAAGUUUGUAUACUCGGAUGAUAACUUGAGCAAGAAGAUUCUUGAGGAUAUUUUCGACAUGGAGCAACUUGAGGUUGCCUUUGGUGGGGAAAACAGUGAUUUGAGUUUCAAUUUUGAGAAGUAUGCUGAGAGAAUGAGAGAGGAUGAUUUGAAGUUCUAUGGAAACACACCAGUGUCUUCAACCUCAGCUCAUUUUACCAACUCUGAUUCUGAGGUUUCAGACACUGAGAUGAAGCGCUUGGAGGACAUACCAGAUGAGAAGAUCAAGAACGGAACCUCUUAACAAGAACCUAGACAUGAAGCCUAGAAUAAAAGAAGCUCCUGGUUUAACUAAAACAUCAACUCUUAUCUUCUUCUUAACCAUUCUUACUAAUAAGCUGGAGAUACACUCUUACAUGUAACGGUGGAUACGCCACAUAUAUAUGAACUCCUAUAUACUUUGCGUUGAUUGUGGAAGUGAUUUAAAUCUAGAUA
Molecule: messenger RNA, 1388 nt
Organism: Brassica oleracea var. oleracea
Lineage: Eukaryota; Viridiplantae; Streptophyta; Magnoliopsida; Brassicales; Brassicaceae
Product: random slug protein 5-like
Exons: 6
Coding region: 280-1197 (305 amino acids)
Molecular function (GO): phosphatidylinositol transfer activity
Source: RefSeq, a predicted model, not a curated record